Messenger RNA from Onychostruthus taczanowskii (white-rumped snowfinch), 1561 nucleotides. It is a transcript of the gene BANP, whose product is annotated as BTG3 associated nuclear protein. Bases 206 to 1561 code for a protein of 451 amino acids. Gene Ontology annotation, molecular function: DNA binding. The record is from RefSeq and is a predicted model, not a curated record. Lineage: Eukaryota; Metazoa; Chordata; Aves; Passeriformes; Passeridae. Gene Ontology annotation, biological process: negative regulation of protein catabolic process; protein localization to nucleus. The transcript has 11 exons.
GGCGGGGGCAUCGCGCGCGCGGGCGCGGCGCGUGCGCGGCGCGGGGCCCCGGGCCGGAUCUCUCGCGAGGAAGGACGCCAUUAUCGCAGCCGCCGCACAAAACACCACGAGAACUCGGCGCCCGCCUCACACGGAGUGCAUGCCUGGGCCAGCUCUGCCCUGGGGAGCUGCAGUGGUGCCUGAGGGGUUUUGCUGCAGGUUCUGAAUGAUGUCAGAGCAGGAUUUGGCAGAUGUGGUUCAGAUUGCUGUGGAGGACCUGACUCCUGAUAAUCCAGUUGUGUUGGAGAACCAUGAGGUGGCAGAUGAUGAUGUGGAACCUGCCCUGAAACGUCAGAGGAUAGAAAUCAACUGCCAGGAUCCCUCUAUUAAGUCGUUCCUGUACUCCAUCAACCAGACCAUAUGCCUGAGGCUGGACAGCAUCGAGGCCAAGCUGCUGGCCCUGGAGGCCACCUGCAAAUCCCUGGAGGAGAAGCUGGACCUGGUCAUGAACAAGCAGCACAGCCCCAUCCAGGUGCCCAUGGUGGCCGGGUCCCCGCUGGGCGCCACCCAGACCUGCAAUAAAGUCCGAUGUGUUGUCCCUCAGACCACGGUGAUCCUCAACAACGACCGGCAGAACUCCAUCGUGGCCAAGAUGGUGGGGCAGGAGGAGCCGCUGAGCAGAGCAGCAGAUUCCCUGGAGAACAUCCUCAGCAACGCGGUGCCGGGCCGCCGGCAGAACACCAUCGUGGUGAAGGUGCCCGGGCACGACGACAGCCACAACGAGGACGGCGAGAGCGGCUCCGAGGCCAGCGACUCCGUGUCCAACAGCGGCCAGGUGGGCAGCCAGAGCAUCGGCAACAACGUCACCCUCAUCACCCUCAACUCCGAAGAGGAUUACCCCAACGGGACGUGGCUGGGCGACGAGAACAACCCCGAGAUGCGGGUGCGCUGCCCCAUCACGCCCGCCGACAUGCUGCACAUCAGCACCAACUGCCGCACGGCCGAGAAGAUGGCCCUGACCCUGCUGGAUUACCUCUUCCACAGGGAGAUCCAGGCCAUCUCCAACCUCUCGGGCCAGGGCAAGCACGGCAAGAAGCAGCUGGAUCCCCUCAUGAUCUACGGGAUUCGCUGCCACCUGUUUUACAAGUUUGGCAUCACAGAGUCGGACUGGUACCGCAUCAAGCAGAGCAUCGACUCCAAGUGCAGGACAGCCUGGAGGAGGAAGCAGCGAGGCCAGAGCCUGGCUGUCAAAAGCUUCUCCAGGAGAACCCCCUCAUCCUCCUCCUACAGUGGCUCAGAGGGCUCGCAGAGCUCGGUGUCAGCCUCCAGUGAGCUGCAGCAGAACCAGCCCCAGGCCCUGCACUACGCCCUGGCCAACGCCCAGCAGGUCCAGAUCCACCAGAUCGGAGAGGAUGGACAAGUGCAAGUAGGCCAUCUCCACAUAGCCCAGGUGCCCCAGGGAGAGCAGGUCCAGAUCACGCAGGACAGCGAGGGAAAUCUGCAGAUCCACCAAGUCCACGUGGGUCAGGACGGGCAGGUAGGAGCAGCACUGGGUUCCAGCAGCAUUUUCCUUGGUCUUUGA